Messenger RNA from Electrophorus electricus (electric eel), 4251 nucleotides. RefSeq names its product taxilin gamma (gene txlng). Gene Ontology annotation, biological process: regulation of cell cycle. NCBI's taxonomy places the organism in Eukaryota, Metazoa, Chordata, Actinopteri, Gymnotiformes, Gymnotidae. The record is from RefSeq and is a predicted model, not a curated record. Gene Ontology annotation, molecular function: syntaxin binding.
UCAAUAAGCGCACAUUAUAAAAGUUAAAUAUCUUUUAAAAUCUCGUUUUAGAGGUCCGAGAAGCCGAGCAUUUUCCUUCUCCGUCGCGUUUAUUUUUCUUUAUUUUUUUCGGUGUGUCGUCACAACAUGGCGACUUGCUCAGGCGCCAGGGUCGAUUUAAACCCCGAAAACACCCAGUACGGGACUAAAACCAUGGAGACUACUUCUGUGUGUGGAAUAGAAGCAGGCCCACGUGGAGUUGUAGAUGGUAGCAGUUCCCCUCCAGACAUGGGUACCCCUUCCCGGGAUAACCUUGGGGAGUUUGGGGAGCUGGGUAACAUAUGCUGCAGUGAAGGGGUAAGAGGAGAGACACCUGGGAGAGAAGAUUGUCAACUUGACCCCCUUGAAAGUGAACUGGACCCAAGCAGUGAUCAGAACAAGGAGCAAAGCAUGUUUGGGAAAGAGGUCCUGCUUUUGAUGCAGGCCCUCCACACCUUAGCUACUCCAGAGGAGAAACUUGCUGCUCUUUGCAAGAAGUAUGCUGAUCUGCUGGAAGAGAGCCGUAAUAUGCAGAAGCAAGUAAAGACACUGCAAAAGAAGCAGACUCAGGUGCUCAAAGAGAAGAUUCACCUGCAGAGUGAACACAGCAAGGCCAUUCUGGCUCGGAGUAAGCUGGAGAGCCUUUGCCGGGAGCUCCAGCGGCACAACAAGACCCUAAAGGAGGAGAAUGCACAGAGGUUCAGAGAAUAUGAGGAGAGGCGUAAGGAAGCUACGCUUCAUUUCCAGAUGACGCUCAACGAGAUCGAAGCGCAGAUGGAGCAGCACAACACUCACAACACCAAGCUGAGGCAAGAGAACAUGGAGCUGGCUGAGAAACUCAAGAAACUCAUUGACCAGUACGAACUGCGUGAGGAGCACAUUGACAAGGUGUUCAAGCAUAAGGAGCUGCAGCAGCAGCUGGUUGAUGCCAAACUCCAGAGGACAGCUGAGCUGAUGAGGGAGGUGGAGGAGAAGCAGCAGCGAGAACGAGAGUUGCUUCUCAAAGAUGCGACAGAAUCGAGGCAUAAAUGUGAGAUGAUGAAGGAGCAGGAACUUCAGCUGAAGCAGCAACUCACCCUUUACAUGGACAAAUUUGAGGAAUUCCAGACGACCCUGGCCAAGAGCAAUGAAGUGUUCACCUCUUUCAGACAGGAGAUGGAGAAGAUGACCAAGAAAAUCAAGAAGCUGGAGAAGGAGACAACACUUUGGAGGACUAAAUGGGAGGCCAACAACCAGACUUUACUGCAGAUGGCUGAGGAGAAAACGGUGCGGGACAAAAAUUACAAGGCCCUUCAAGGGAAACUGGAGCGUCUUGAAAAGCUGUGUAGGGCUUUGCAGCAAGAACGUAAUGACCUCACCCAGAAACUCGGGGCCCUCCAAGGCCCAGCAAAGGAUCCUGCAGAGGAGGGUACGGGGCCUCCUGACCCCCAGCCUGUGGAGCCCCUGAGCCAGCCCACAAACAGUGGGAUGGAUGGAGAGAUGGACUGUUUGGUCCCGGAGACAGAGAGGCUCGGCUUGCAGCCAGACCAAGAGGAGUCAUCCAGAAAGCAGCUAGAUGACGACUGAGCCAGACCCAAUGAGGGACGAUUUUUUUGAGGGGGGGUGGGGGGUAUAUAUUUUUGUGAAACAGAUAUCAUAAUUGAAGCCUAAACAGAUACACAUUAGUAUGAAAACUACUCUGUGCAUUGUGAAUUUGGCUUUGUGAUGCGCCUUUUUACUUUUUUUCUACAACAUCUGUAUUUUCGUAGGAAAUGGCCCUUUGCUCUAAGGUGGCUACAGCUUUGUUUGUUUGUUUCCCCCUUUUUGCUGUGGUGGCAGAUUUAUAUUUUGAUGAUAAAAUGUAGCUGUUGGAUUUGGCCUCUAUUGAAAUAAAUGCAAAUGCAUUCAGAUGCAUAUAAGGAUAUUGAUAUUUUCACACAGCCAUAUGUAGUUGAAUAACUAACUGUGUCCAAGCAAUCCAGUCACAGGGCAUCCAUGAAAGUGAAGGCUUAAGACAUCAGCUUAUUGCAGUGAUCUUAAAAUCACAGAUGGACAUUUGGUUCUAAAGAAAGGCUGCAUGACUUUUGUUUUUCAAUUUCUCUAUCUAUAACUGAAAUUUAUCCUUGCUGAGGAAAAGUCUUAAAUAUACCAUCUAGAGAUGUAUCUAAAUUUUGUAGUUUUUAUUUUACUCUGAGACUAUAUUGCCUGUAUCUUUUCUUUCAGUGUGGGAUUCUCAGAAUUAAGGGCUAGUAGACUUUUAACAAAGCUGCUAUCAACAGGUUAUGUGAAAUGUUGGGACUACUUUGAUUCAGUAUCAAAGGGUGUCAGAGCCAUAGUCUCUGCAAGGCUAUUUCUGAAUGUGACUGCAGGUUGAUUUGUCUAAUGCAAUUUAAAGCGCUUAAAGAGGGGCAUUUUUAUUAUUCAUCGAGAAUACUAGCACUGUAAAAUUAAGAUUCUUUAUUUUAUGAAUGAACAGUACAGAGAUUUCCUUUAAAACUUGACAAAUCAUUAGUAAGUAUAGAAAGCUAUAUGGUGGUAAAAAGUGAUCUGCUACACUAGUUGUAACAUUGUUAGAAUAUAUUUUAUUAAUUAACUUUUUUUCACCAAAGUCAAAGCUAAAAAUUACUCUGCAUUCCCUUGUUUUGUUAAGUCAUAUGUCCAGCCUUGCGACUAGCAGUUAGGUAGAUUUGUGUAAAUAACUUAAGUACUAAAAUAUUGGUGUACAUUUACCCUGAUUAACACAGUUCGAAGAAUUCAAAAUGAGGUUGUUGGCCAAAUCAACACUGCAUCUACAUUGUUCUAAACAGUAUCUAAAAUAUUACUUAAGCAUCAUCAGCAAAUGAAAGAAAUUGGGGCAGGACAGCAGCAGCAAAAAACAAAACAUUUAUUUGUUUUUUAUUAAGCUGAGUUUGGUCCCUUUUUUCUUUAAUGCAAAUAAUUAUUCAAUAUACAUUUUUUAUUCUUACAUGGUUGAGUACAAUUCCAGCACUACAUGCAAUGUGCUACAUUAGUUGCUUUUAUUUUCAUUAUUAAAGAAAAUGCACAUGUGCAUUAUUGCACAUUACAUUUAGUAGACCGAUGCACUGCUAAUAUAGACAUAUUAUAAAAUUUAGAUCAUUCCCAUUUGGACUGGAUACAAAACCAUCUAAACGUCAUCCGUGUUUAAGUUUAAAAGGGGCCUUGACAUUACUGAUAUUUUACUGGAAAUGCCGAAUGUGGGUUUUUUUUUUGUUUUUGUCAGCAAUCAGUUGUGUAGUGAUAAAAAUUAAUUCUUUAAAGCAUUAUACUCAAUGCAAAUGCUAAUGAAUAGCUGAGGGCAUUGUAGAUGUUGCUAAUAAUGUGAAACUAUGGAGAACCGAAAUGAUGAAUGUCACCCAUCUUGCCAAUUCCAAGCCUAGUUAAGCAGGCUUUUCAGGGCAUGUAGCUUUACGUUCCUCUAAAAUCCCCUCAUUAUCAUGAACCAGGACAACAGGGUUUUACAACAUGGUCCAUCAGGUCCCAAAGCCCACAUGAACAUUCCUUGAUUGUUAUUUAGUCUAACCAAAUACAGUAUUCUUUUCUUCUUACUGGACACAAAUUAAAUAUGAUUGUUCUAUUGACAGUACGUUUGAAAUAUGGCUCAGGGUGCAGUGUAUCCAGGAAAUUAAUCACAAUUUACUAAUUUUUUGUCACUAAGACAAGGACUUUGUUUAAUUUGUGAAUUGGUAAAUAAUAUAUGGGCCACUACAUGAAAAAGUAAAUCACGAGUCAAACUAGGGUAGAUACAGUCUCUCACAUCUUAUGGUGUGCUUCAUGCAGCCAUUGCUUGAAUUUUUAAAAUGUGAAUGUUUAUCAUCUCAUGCUAAUCUAUUACAUAAUGUGACUACACCAAGGAAAUGUAACUUGUGCUUCUCCUAAUAAGUUAGAAUCUGACCUAAACCUAGCAAGCUGUGAGACAUCAGCAAUGCUUUCAUUAACUUUUUUUUUUGGCUCCAAAAAUGUUUAUCUUGUGAACAAACUGUAUUGGUUUGAUUUGGAAUUGACCAGAAAAUUUAGUUUGGGUUUGGUACUGUUCUCAUUUUUCUUAAUUUAUUUGGUAGUGUCCCAGUUUGAUUCUCAGGUUAUGCAAGAAAUCUACCUCUGCAGGUAAGACUAACUGUGAAAGAGCCUAAAGUCAGCAAUGCUUUCUUCCUUUAACUGAAACUCUGUCCCUUCUAAGAUUGUAUUCUGUUCAUGUAGUCCUGUCUUGCUUUUCAAUAAAAUGUUUUGUAGAUC